Gadus macrocephalus (Pacific cod) is the source of this 2745-nucleotide messenger RNA. RefSeq names its product protein phosphatase 1 regulatory subunit 3C2, duplicate a (gene ppp1r3c2a). The record is from RefSeq and is a predicted model, not a curated record. Bases 820 to 2058 code for a protein of 412 amino acids. Gene Ontology annotation, biological process: regulation of glycogen biosynthetic process. NCBI's taxonomy places the organism in Eukaryota, Metazoa, Chordata, Actinopteri, Gadiformes, Gadidae. Gene Ontology annotation, cellular component: protein phosphatase type 1 complex. The transcript has 3 exons. Gene Ontology annotation, molecular function: glycogen binding; protein phosphatase 1 binding.
CGUUACAAUAAAAAUGCAAAUGAGAACAAAAAUAGCUAGCAAUGCAAAAGUAAAGACAAAAAAUAGAACAAACAGGGCAAACAAAACAAAUGGUUAAAACAGUAUAAAUUAUAAAGCUGUCCUGUACCUUUACAGUAUAUUAAAGUGCAAAAAUGCAAUGCAUUUGGAUCUGAAUUCACUGUGACUGGCUAGGGAUAAAACGGCCGCUAAAGGACUGACAAGGUAUGUUUCUGGUGCCGCUGUGGUCACUCUGUUGACAGGGUUUGAUCAGACGUCCUGGAGAUCCAGAAGCUUCUAUUCAACAAGGAAGAGUGCAAGAGCAUGAUGGAAAAGAUAAAGUAUAGAGAGAGAAAUGAAAAACAGAAAUAAGCGUAUGAAAAGGGAUCGCAGUCGACGAAACAGUAAACAAAGUACAACUGCUCUAGGAAUGAGAUGUAAUGUUACCACUACUACUGCAACUGUUACUAGAAAGUAAUACUGCUGCACUUUAAGUAAACAGCAAUGCCAAAGGAAAUCAGUGCUGAAUCCGUGCACAUGAGAAAUUGUGUUUUAAAUCAGUGUUCGUGAGGGAGAAUUUAAACAGGGCAUCAUUGCACAUUUGAUCGCAAUGUUGUUGAUGAAUCAUUCUAAUCUUCCCUUCUUGCUUGACUAGCGUGGGCGGGGCUUGGGCUCUCCUACAUAUAUAGUUUCAGGUGGUAGAGUGAGCAUACACAAGAGACAGUACACACAAACCCUUCUUUCUUAUUACUACAAUGGGAUUCAAUAUUUGACAUCGUGAUUUUACAGCCAACUGCUAACUGCACACACAGACGCACCAAAAUGAACUGUAGCAGAGUCCUCCCCGUAUUUGGUCCUACCCCCCAACAGCCCAUGGACCUGGCCAUGCAGCUCUGCCUCUCCCAGAGCCAGCCCCUUUACCACCUGCUCACCAUGUCUACCCUCCGGCCCCUCAAAGCCCUGCGCGAGCCCUCCAAGGACCCGCAGCGGCCCGACCGGACCGGCUCUCCCUUCUCCUCCCGCUCGUCCUCCCCCAACUCCACCCCGUCCUCCUCGCCCGACUCCUCGCUGACCUCGGAGCCGCGGAGCUCCCUGAGGAGCUGCCUGCGUCGCCGCGGCGGAGGCGCCGUCCGGAAGCGGGUGAUGUUCGCCGACGCUUGGGGACUCGCCCUCGCCGAGGUGCGACUCUUUGUGCCCGAGCCCGCCCAGAACACUGUCUUUGGAACUCUGUCGAGGAGCCGCCACCAGUUCAAAAACAACCAGCUGCCCUGCUCUCCUUUGGCGGCGAAGCCUCAGGUCCCGGCGGCGAAGCCUCAGGUCCCGGCGGCGAAGCCUCAGGUCCCGGCGGCGAAGCCUCAGGUCCCGGCGGCGAAGCAACAAGUACCGGCGGCGAAGGCUCAGCUCCCGGCGCCGUCGCCCGCCCCGGGGUCCCCGCCGCUCAACGCCGCCACGGGGAAGCGCCGGCAGUACCAGCUGAAACUGGCCUCCGCGUUGCCCGCCCCGGACUACUCCUCGGGCCUGAAGGACGCCCGGGUUCAGCUGGAGAGCUGCAGCGUGACCGAACGCGGCCUGAUGGGCACGGUGCGCGUGGCGUGCAGCGGCGGCGGCGGCGAGGAGCGGGCCGUGCACGUGCGCCUGACCUUCGACUCGUGGAGGAGCCACCGGGACGUGCCCUGCACCCUGCUGCUGCAGAACUGCGGGAACACGCAGACGGACGUGUUCGCCUUCCACGGGCCGCUGCCCCGGGUGCUGCUCGACCCCCGUGAGGGAGUGGAGUUCUGCCUCUAUGUGCGGGUCCAAGGAGAGGGCGGGGCCAAGGUCUACUGGGACAACAACGCGGGGAAGAAUUACAGGGUGGUGUGCAUGGAGAGCGAGGACUCCAAGCAGAUGCACUCGCGGACUGCCAAGCCUGGCUCAGCGCUGUUGCCCACCUCGUCCUCGUCCUCGUCCUCCUCCUCGCCCACCCUUGCUAUGAAGAACUACAUCAACCACCGGUCCAGUUGGAGUGGAACUGCAGGCAAUUGGACUUCGUUCGACCGCCCUGCUUGCCACUCGCUAUAAAAAACUGUUUUUAUUUUUUGUAAGGCCCCUUGGGGUUACAUGUCGGAGGCUUUGGGUCAUUUAAAUUCAAAACGCAUAAAGUGUCAGCAAACGUGAAUGAGGUGGAACCAAAACGGAUCGGAAAAAGUUGUGAACUAUUUGCGACGCCACAAACUUUGUAGGGAUGAGUUAUUUGAAUGAAGCAUAUCACCGCAUCAACGGUCAAGAAAACGGAGUGGGCACUAACGUGGUGUGGGAAAAAGUGAAGGGAAGGAGAAAGUUAUGAUGUGACACAAACAACAUCGUAGGCGUAGUCAUUUAAAUUCAGCGUCUUAAAAUGUAAAGUGUGUGAUUCAUUUGUGAUUGGAAACAAAUUCUGGUACAUUUAAGCUGCAAACAGCUUGCAACUCUAAAAAUGAAGCAGAUGUUAUUCAAAUGCAAUGUCUUACCAUAUUAAUUGUAAACAGACAAACAGAAAUACAAGGGAAAAAAGUCCUGGAUGGAAGAUGAGUUUGCAAGUGUUUGUGGCUUUGUGAGACAGAAAUAUAUUGUUUACAAUGACGUAUAUGAUAUAGUCCACGGUACCUCUACAUAAGGUAGCUAAUUAGACAGAGACCAACUUCCUGCAAUAUGUGAACAUUUGUUGUCAUGUUUUAUAUAUGUAUUUAUAUCGAUAUAUCUAUAAUAAAUAAUUUAUUGUUCUUUAAA